CUUUUCUGUAUUAUGUACACGUACAUUGUGAAUUUAGUGUACAUAUUAACAGCAUAUAAGACGUAAACAUGUUCUAAACAACUUACAAAGAUGUUUCCGCAAAUGUAGAAAGAUUAGAAAAUUGUUGCCUUUGUGACAGCCUUGAGUGUCUUUGUUUGGUGAUUAAGUAAUAAACUAAAGAUAAUAAUACAAUAAAACAUUAACAAAGACUUUCCUAUUUUGUUUAUGAGAGUAUAAACAAAGAACUCCUCUUCAUCUUCAUCUCCCAUAGACAUUAUUGCUCUUUCCUAUUAGCUUAUCUAACCAUGGUAGAUUGGUCUUUACUCCCUAAAGACUUGCUGGAACUAAUUAACGGUCGUUUCGAGACAUGUUUUGAGACUGUUCACCUCCGCUCUGUCUGCAGCUUGUGGCGUUCGGCCGUACCUCGGCCGCGUUAUAAACACGGCUUAGGCGUUGACUACCUUCUCCCCAUUUUCAGUGACAACCCUCGGUUUAAAGGCGACAAGCUUUGCAUACUUAAAAAGAUUCCAAAUUUUCUAUUCAGAUACCAGACUCCCUUCGGUGCUGAUUGUUUGAUUGUAGGGAUCAGCGAGAGUACCUCCGACAAACAUAAGUUGGUGUCGUCAUUACCAGGUUUUGGCUUCACAUCUGAAUAUGGGAAGGUGCUCAACACUCUUAGCUCCCAAAUCAUCCCUUUGGGUCAUACCUACGUGAUAAAUUUCAAUGCUACAACAACAAUAAACUAUAAAACAAUGCGUAGGACUUUUUUCGAAAGAGUUGCGUUUCUUCCAUUUGAUGGUCGAGAUUUCACAUUGGUAGCUGGAGUGUUGGAUACUCUAAUGAUGUAUAGAAGCCGGGAAGAGAGGUGGAUUAAAAUCGAGUGUCCAUUUAGAUCAUAUCAAGACAUGGUUUCAUUUAAAGGCAAGUUUUAUGUUGUUGAUAAGAGUGGAAGGGGGCGUGUCUUUGUUAUCGAGCCGUCAUUAGAAGUUAGCGAGAUCCCCUCAGUCACGCAGUCUCACGAGUGUUAUUGGGAGAGAUUGGUUGUGUCAGGAGAUGAUGAGCUCUUGCUGGUGCAGCGAUUUACACCAGGGGAAGAUCAUAUGCAUACGUGGUUCAGAAUUUUUAGGCUCGAAGAGAAAGAAGGGCAGAGGAGAUGGGUUCGGGUUACUGACUUAGAGGAACGAGUGGUGUUUCUUGGGAUUAACUGGAAUUUUUGCUAUUCGGCGAAGGAGGUUCCUGGUAUGAAGGGGAACUGCGUUAUGUUCAUCCAAUCAAUUAUCAGUGAUGGAAUCCUUGUGUUUGACUUAGGUACCAGAAAGACUACUCAGUCUUCUACGGUAUGCAGAGGCAUGGGCAUGCUCUGCGAAAAUAAAGAGUCAAUCAGCUUCUGUGAUGCGUCAUCUUAGUUCUUUGGUUGUUUGUAUUUGUUGCAAGGAAUUUGGUUGC
Messenger RNA from Raphanus sativus (radish), 1446 nucleotides. Its product is annotated as putative F-box protein At2g16290. The record is from RefSeq and is a predicted model, not a curated record. The coding region runs from base 306 to 1406 and encodes 366 amino acids. Lineage: Eukaryota; Viridiplantae; Streptophyta; Magnoliopsida; Brassicales; Brassicaceae. The transcript has 2 exons.